GGGACGAGAGAGAAGAUAGAGAGGGGGGAGAGUGCUGGGUGGAGAGGCGGAAGGGAGCGGAGAGUUGGGGAGGAUUGAGCUCGGACAGCGUGCAGUUGAAGCGGGGGAGAGUUCAGCGAGGUUGGAGAGACAGCGAGGGAGGAGGAGGAUAGAGCUCAGGGAGAGUUCGGGGAGCGUUGGGGAGAGGAUGUGAGCGGCAUGGCCCUGGUGACCGUGCAGAGAGCCCCCAGCCCCCUUCCCGCUGACAUCUGCCCCGUGGACGAGGAGGCGGAGAGAGAAGACGAAGACCGAAAGACAAACUUUAGCGACAGCUUCCUGACUGUCAAGGGAGCGGCACUGUUUAUCCCUGGCGGGAACAGCUCGGUGGGACACCAGUUCUCCCUGCGCUGCCACAAGGAUGCAGAACAUUUGCAGCAGCACCUGCAGGCGAUGUUUAGCCACAUGCGGCCAGAGGACACCAUCAUGCUGGCGGCACACCUGGAGAGCGUCCACCCGACGCGCGUGCGUUACAUGACGCUCGUGUCAACUCACGGGAGCCGCAGCAUGGAGGAAGGCUUCAUCAUGGGCCUGGACUUCCGCGACAAGGACAGUGCCAAUUGCACCAUCGGCCUGGUCCUGCCCUUGCUGAGCGACACCAUGAUCCACCUUGACGGAGACGGCGGCUUCAGCGUGACCACGUCAGACCGGACCCACAUCUUCAAGCCCGUGUCUGUCCAGGCCAUGUGGUCCGCCCUGCAGUGCCUGUACAAGGCGUGCGAGCAGGCGCGCCAGCGGCACUACCAGUCCGGCAGCCGCUACGCACGCUGGCUCGCCUCCUACGCACGCAAGGUGGCCUCCGAGCAGAGCUGCCUCAACGAGUGGAACUUCAUGUGCGACCUCGAAUCCCAGCGGCCAGAAUCGCCAGCGCUCUUCCAGGACACGCCCACGGAGAGCGUGUGCACGGAGCGGCAGAUCCGGGCCACACUCCGCGAGAUCAUGGCCCAGUGCGACCUCGAGAGCGUCACCUCUAAAGAGAUUCGUAACAAGCUGGAGGCGCAGAUGGGUUGUAACCUCAAGGAGUACAAGGGCUACAUCGACAACGAGAUGAUCAUCAUCCUGGGCCAGAUGGACAGCCCCUCGCAUAUCUUCGACCAUGUGUACCUGGGGUCUGAAUGGAACGCAUCGAGCAUCGAGGAUCUGAAGAAGAGAGGUGUUGGGUACAUCCUGAACGUGACGCGGGAAAUCGACAACUUUUUCCCCGGCGCGUUCGAGUACCGCAACGUGCGCGUGUACGACGUGGACUCGGUGAACCUGCGCAGCUACUGGAACGAGACCUACAACUUCAUCUCCCUCGCCAAGAGCAAGGGCUCCAAGUGCCUGGUUCACUGCAAGAUGGGCGUGAGCCGCUCGGCCUCCACCGUCAUCGCCUACGCCAUGAAGGAGUACGGCUGGACGCUGGAGCACGCCUACUCGUACGUGAAGUCGCGGCGCGGCGUCGUCAAGCCCAACUCGGGGUUCAUGCGCCAGCUCGAGGAGUACCAGGGCAUCCUGGACGCCAGCAAACAGAGGCACAACAAGCUGUGGCGCUCCCACUCGGAGGGAGACAUCUCGGAGCACGCCACCGACAAGGACAUGGACCGCAGCUUCACCCAGGGCGCGAUCGAGAUUGACGGCGAGGGGGAGGUGGGCGAGGCGGCGCCGGCUCCGGAGGGCGAGCACCCCGCCAAGCAACAGCAGCAGCAGCAGUCGGCUCCGUGCCCCCGGCAGCCGUCGCCGCAACUCCUCGCCACCGAGGGCGGUGGCGCCGCGACGCUCGCCCCGGCCCCGCGGCCCAAGUCGUGGUCCCCGGACGUGUGUCCUCCCCACGUGACGCCCUUCCAGCUCAUCCGCACCGACUCGGACCCGUGCGCGGCCUCCCCCACGGAGCUCGCCGGCGGCAGGUUCGACCCGGGCCUCCCGACCUCCGAGCCCUGCACGCCGACGUCCCUGGAGAUGGAGCGGCGGAGGGCGCCGUCGCUGUCCGAGUCGCGGAAACGCACCUUCUCUUUCGAGCUGCCGACGAUCCACAUCGAGGACAUGGAGCGCGACGCCCUGGAGAGCAGCAGCGACGACGACUUCCACCUGGCCGCGGAGAUCCUGAGCUGGGAGCCCAGACCGUCUCCGCCGGCGGCACCAGAGGGCGACGAUCCCUCCGCCGCGCCGGCCGACGCCGCGGCCGCCGGAACCGCCGGCGACCCGCCGCCGCGGCGGUCCCCCGGCGCUCGGCCCGCUCCUCUGGCGGUGCUGGCGGCCGACGCGCGCCCCCCUGUCCCCGCAGACGCCGGUGCUGGGCCCGUUCUCGCCGGUGCACGCCGCUCUGCAGCCCCAGACGGCGUCGAUGGCGGUGAAGACGCACCGCGGCCGCAUCGACUUCCUGGCGGUGAUGGAGCGCGUGCGGUCGCUCUCCGAGGAGGAGGAGCUCAUGUCGCCACCGCUGCGGCCCGAGAUGGAGAGGAGGGCAGCCGGACAGGUACGUAUGCCGGCGCCUUCAGACCCGUGGCCAGGCGCGUGCCGCUGAACCGGUCCAAGGAGGUUGGCGACGAAGGGGAGCAGCCCUCCCGCUCGUUCCCCAAGCAGACGUCGUGGAAGCCGGUGUGCGGGCAGGUGCGGCGUCGGGCGGAGCUGAUGGAGCGCCGGUCCGGGUGCCCCGACGGCGCGACCGGGGUGCCAUCGUCCGGCGCGCCAGGCGAGAUUCGCCGGCCCCUCUCGCUGUCCGAGAUCGCCUCUCGCGACGCGUCGUUCCGGACCACCAUGGAUGAGGAGGAUGUGUUUGACCCGUCGCCAGUGGCGACGGAGCGGCGGCACCGUGGACUGCGCCACCAGCAGUCGAUCGCGCAGCUGCAGCAGGCGGGGCUGGUGCGGCGCACCGCGGGCCGGUGGUCGGGCACCGGGUCGGCGCCGUACCCUGAGGAGAACGAGGAGGAGGGCGGCGGGCGCGACACGGCGCUGCCCGGCGGUGAGCGAGCGGCACAGGAGGUCGCACCACAGACGGUCGCCAGCAGGGUCCAGAAGCUGAGCGGAGGAGAGAGCGGGGGCGGCGACGGCGGCGAGGACGGGGGCGACGGUGGCGGCGACGACGACGACGGUAAGGCCUCUAGGCCGAAGAUGCAGCACCAGACCUCCAUCCUGCAACUGGCGGAGGCCGGGCUGGUGAGGAAGCAAGCCAAGGAGCUGCAGAAGAAAAUGAGCUCUCCCCUUAGCCCCACUGCUCCAGCCGGUUUCGACUCAACUGCGGUCGAGGAAGCCGGCGCCGGCAGUCCCGUCACGGCCGUGCCAGAAAACGACCAACGGCAGAGCCUGGCGGCGGUCGCAGAAGAGCAUCCCAGAGUGGUGGCGCAAGCCGGCGCCCGCACAGAGCCCGCGGAAGAAUCCACAGGCGCCCCGGAACGGCCCUGCGUGGAGUCGGUGCGGCCUCCGUUUAACGCCGGCGCUCCGCAGGACCGCCCUGUUUUGCCGGCUCGGCAGCCGAUUGCAGACGCGAGCAUCUGCGGCCUCAGUGAGGCUGUCUCCCCCCACGAGCGCUCGUGUUCUCCCGACACUGCGCGGGCCGCAGUCUCCGGGGCCGGCGAGACCUCCGCCACCGCUGGCGAGCCCGCUGCCAGCGCCGGCGACGUAAACGAGGGCCGCUCUGUGUCUCCCCGUGGGCCUGGUGGCCCGGGCGAGUGGCACACGGGUGACACGGACGCCCCUGGCCGGUACAGCGAGAAGUCACCGCCCUCACUCGACAAAUCUCCGGGCGGGGCCGAAGACGGCACCUCCAGCCGUGACCUUCUUACCCAAGAGGCUACCUCAGCCGAGACAAUGCCACGUUUGCCUUUCCUCCACGCCCAAACCGGGGACUCCGUCUUGGCAUUCAGCGGGGAGACUGUUUUCUGCAGCAGCCCUUCUGCGGAGUCAAAAACUCCGAUGCCUGGCGAUCGGAGAGCAACAUCGAGAGUUGGAAAUGUGUCGAACGCCGGCGACCCAAGGGCCGGUUCCGGCGCGUUCUCUUCGGAGCCGAGAGUGGCUGAGGAUGCCUGCGCUGUGCCAGAAGUGCCGAAGGAAUCCCCGGCUAAGGGUGCCGCCGCAGAGGAGGAGGAGGCUCUGCCUCGGAGGCCGCGCUCCCUGCUCACGUCGGCUACGCAGAGCUGCACCGACGAUGUGGCGGCGCCGGCGGCAAAGCCCGCGCCACGGAGGAGACGGCAGCGCUCCAGCUCCGCUCGUCAGCAGCAGGAGCCACAGGAACCGGGCCCGCCGGCGCAGCCGGGGACCCAGAGAUACGACAGCUUGUAACGUCACGAGCAUCUCGCUUGCGGCGGCUGAAGACAGACCAAACCUCCUGACUUGCUUCCCUUUUUCCCAUUUGUUGAUGAUGUAAACCCGUGCCUUGUAGAUGCGCGUUGGCGCGCGGUUCCCACCGUCGAACGUUUCGCGUUCCUCGCCACGCACAGGCCGGACGGCGUCGGUGGCCUCAAGUGGCCGGCGCUGACCAAACCCACCGAGCCACAUUCCUUCGAGCAACUCUCUGAGCUCCAUGCGCACUUUACUCGAGCCUGGGAGACCGCAUUGCAGGGAUUUUCUGUCCUGUAGAGUUGCCGCGGUAUGGUAUGUCAUACGACGUAAAGGCAGAGAGCAAAGGUGCAGUUCCACAAUGUCUUCCCCAUGCGACUGCUAGCGGGAAGACCCUCCCCUAGCGGAGGCCCUAGAGAGUGUACACUAGAUGUCUUGGGAAGAUUACCGACAAUUUAGCCCGAUCAUAAAAUACAAGUUCCGCGAUAAUCGCAGAAUCUGUUUUGUAAAGUAUUGUGAUUAUCGUGGCCUGUGUAAGAAUCGUUUCAGAUUUUAUA
Molecule: messenger RNA, 4844 nt
Organism: Petromyzon marinus (sea lamprey)
Lineage: Eukaryota; Metazoa; Chordata; Hyperoartia; Petromyzontiformes; Petromyzontidae
Source: RefSeq, a predicted model, not a curated record